AUGCCCAGGCAAGUCCCGCUCGGUCGCAAUCGGAACAUAGGCAUCAUGGCGCAUAUCGAUGCCGGGAAGACGACGACCACCGAGCGCAUUCUCUACUACACCGGCAUCACGUACAAGCUGGGCGAGGUGCACGACGGCACGGCCGUCAUGGACUGGAUGGCGCAGGAGCAGGAGCGCGGCAUCACCAUCACGUCCGCAGCCACCACCUGCUUCUGGCGCAACCACCGGAUCAAUAUCAUCGACACCCCGGGACAUGUCGACUUCACGGCCGAGGUCGAGCGGUCACUCCGUGUGCUGGACGGUGCGGUAGCCGUGUUCGACGCCGUCGGCGGUGUCGAACCGCAGUCCGAAACGGUCUGGCGGCAGGCGGACAAGUACGCCGUGCCCCGCAUCUGCUUCGUCAACAAGAUGGACCGCGUAGGGGCGGAUUUCGCGGGGACGAUCGACCAGAUCCGCAACAAGCUGCAGGCCAACCCGGUAGCGGUGCAGAUGCCGAUCGACUCCGCUGACGGCUUCGUCGGCGUGGUCGACCUGGUAAGCAUGAAGGCCAUCCGCUCCGUGGACGACACGCUUGGGGCCGAGUCCGUGCUCGAAGAGAUUCCGGAAGCGUGCCGGGAGGAGGGCCGAUAG
This is a messenger RNA of Geodia barretti, 630 nucleotides long. NCBI's taxonomy places the organism in Eukaryota, Metazoa, Porifera, Demospongiae, Tetractinellida, Geodiidae. The record is from the annotation of a GenBank genome assembly.